UUCAGUCUGUUGGUCCACAGUGGAAUCUGGGUGAGGCAGUAUUAACAGGAUAAAUCAGGUUGCUAGUGUGGCUUAGAGGGUGACAUUUUUCCUUCAGGGGCCGGACGAAGGCUGAAGGGACCAGAGCCUGACACGGUGGAUGAUUCAAUAUGUGAAGAGCCAUCUGAAUUUAUAGAGGGGGAGAGACCUCGCCCACAAGGAUCCUCCCCUGUAGAUGAAUACCCUGAGACUGACGAAUACACUGACAUUGAUAAACAGGGUGGAGGUGGGAGUGGCAAGAAAGGAAAGAGGGGUUUUGGGUCCCUUUUUGAAAAGCGCUCCCCUGCCAAGAUGAGUGAACUGGAGAGCUCAGAGUCGGGAGUGAUUGUGAGAAUGGCAAAAGAGACAUGUGCCGAGGGUCUUGUUGUGAGCGGAGGAGGGAAGGAGGGCAUCUUCAUUAAGGAAGUGAGGCCAGAGUCCCCAGCCUCAAAGCUUCUUAGUGUACAUGAGGGUGAUCAGAUACUCAGUGCCACAGUGUAUUUUGACGAUGUUAAAUAUGAAGAUGCCCUUCAGAUAUUGGAACAUGCACAGCCUUACAAGAUGGAGUUACUUCUGAAACGCAAACCAAUAAAGAUAUCCACCCUUGAGAGUGAACCAGCCCUUGAAUCCCAAGUGGAACAAGGUUCCUCUCUGGAAAUGAGGGGACAUUCAAAGACAAAAAGGCACGGUGACCGAAUCUCUUGGCCCAACUUCCCCUCCUUUAGCAAAAGUCGAAAGUCCCAUUUUAAGAGGUCUCACAGUACCGCAGAUGCAGAUGAUCAGAGGAAGCUGGAGCUGAGCCCAACAACAAGUGACACAGAGUCGCCAAUCAAAUCUCAGGAGGCUGUCAAGGGCAGGACAAAGAAGCAGAAGAUAAAGUUGUCAAGUCUAAAGAUGAAGGGCCGCAAGAGCAGGUCUGUUGAACAGUCGGGCCAGGACACAGACAUACUAACUGUAGAAUGUGCGCAAGUUAUGGAAAUCCAACAGAGUCAAGAUGACAUAUACUCACCGGAUGGUCUAGAGAGCACAUCAGGAGAAACACCUCAAGUAUAUGUGUUUGAAUCAGAAUCAGAAAAAAUGGAACCCACCAAGAUAAAAAAUGAAUGCUCUCUUCCGGACCUGACAGGCACGGAAAACAAACAGCACAAGGUAGAACUCAUCAGACUGGACAAAACUUUGAAAACCACAGACAUAACAGUUGCUUUUGCUGAUCAAGAGAGUCCCUUAACCAAGACAUCUCUGGAGGAAAAUAAAAAUAAGAAAGAGAAGAAAGAGAGGUCAGAACUAAAGUUUAGGAUCAAGGGAAAGGAGACAAAAGACAAACACAAGCAUGAAAAACAUGUAAAAUCAUCCCCAAAAAGCAUGAAGAUACCAGGAGCAGAUAUCAUAACAUCUGAUCUGUCUGCACAUGACAAUACCUUGCUGAUUCCAACUAUAGUAUCACAUACUAAGCUGAUGGAGCGUCAACUCCCAAUUGACAUGUCAGAUGUAGGACUUAUCAGGAAAUCCCCUCAGAUUGGACAAGAACGAGACUUGAAAGAAACACAUGUUAAAACAAAUUUAAAUGCACAGGAAAUGCCUGCUAAGGUCACCAGUAUUACAAUGGAACCUGACUUGCAGAUGGAAAUACAGGCUUUAAAGUUACCUACAGAGACAAGCAUUGAUGACGUUUUAGUACAAAUUCGUACAAGGACUGCUACCAAGUUCAAGCUGCCAAGGGAGGACCUUGCUGACUUUGUUACUGCUGAACCUAUAAAAAUGACAGAUGUGAGGAUUGUAGAAAUGGAUGUGAAAAGCCUUAAAGUUGAGGAUAGGGGGUUGAAAAAACUUCCAAACCGUGAUGAUAUUGAGAUCCCCGGCAUGGAAGAUGCAUCAUCAACUGGCACCAAAACCCCAGUGAUCAAACAGCCUAAAACAGCAUUCACUCUUCCUGUUGAAGAAAUUCAGGCGCAGACUGUUCAGAUGGUUAUAGACGUUGGCAGAGUUAAAGAGGCUGUCUCCAAAUUGCCAGGGUUCAAGCUGCCGAAGGGUGAAACUGUAGGACUGCCUGCUCAUCAAGAAAUCACAAAGACAGAUGUGAAUACAGAAAGAGUAAAUGCGACAGUAGAAACCACCCGGUCUAAAAUCACAGACAUAAAGGCACAGUUGGACACGUAUGUCAAAAAGACUGACAUAAAUGCUUCACCUGAAAAGUUGAGCAGGAGCUCAGUUACCACAAUCAAAUUGCCAAAGAACCAACUUUCUGAUCUAGGUGCUCAUGAACCUAUUACUAUGACAGAAAUAUACCAUAAAAAAAGAAAAGAGGAAGCUGGAAGGACCAAUGAGGUUGAAAUCCAAAUUGAACUCCAUAAACGAGAGAACGUGGAGAUACCUGGGAUGGAAAAUAUACAUCAAAAAGGAUCUCCCAACCAAGUGGAAAGGGAAAAAGAGUUGGCAGUACCAGUACCUGAGUGGCCAACCAUCAAAGCUGAGGAGACAAAUGUUAUUCCUUACACUAAAGGAUUAGAUAAGAAGUCAAAGAAAUCAAAGAUGUCAAUGCCUGCUCCAAAUGUCGCCGUAGAUGUAUCUGAUGUGGAAAAGGACAUUAAGGUUCAAGGAACUGAAAUACCAGAACCCAAACUGACAUUGUCAGAAAUUAGCAUUGAAAAGCCAAGGGUUGAUAUAAAAGGUCCAAAUAAAGAUUUGGAUGUCAAUCUUAAAAAACUUGAAAUGUUCACUUCAACAGAACUCAAAGUGCAGGUCCAACCACCUAGCGUUGAACUCAAAGUGCCUUCUGGUGAAGUUGAAAUGCCUGAGGGAGCUGCUACAGAAAUGGAUGUAAAAAUGAAAAAGCCCAGGAUGUCAUUUGGAUGGUUUUCAAAACCAGAAGCGAAAGCACCCGAGGUUGAUAUCAGUCUUACAAACGUGGACUUUUCGCUUCCAGAAGGAAAGGUGGAGGUCAAAGAGCCAGACGUGAAAAUGAAAUCUCCAGAUGUUCAAAUUGAAAUUAAACAUGAUAUUGAGCUUGAGGGUCAAGGAAGUCAAUUUAAAUUACCAAAAUUUGGACUCUCGUUGCCGAGAGUUAAAGGUCCUGAAAUUGGCUUAAGUCUGUCAAAGACAGAUGUAGAUGUCGACUUACCAGAGGGAAGAGCAGACCUCCAACUACCUGAUGUGGAAGUCGGAGUGCCCUCUUUUGAAGUUGAAAUACCAGAAGCAGGUUCUAAAGAUAUUGAUGUGAAAAUGAGAAAGCCAAGAAUGUCAUUCCCCAAAUUUGGAUUUUCAAAACCUGAAGUGAAAGCACCAGAGGUUGAUAUCAGUCUCCCAGAGGUGGAUAUUUCUCUUCCAGGGGGAAAGUUGGAGGUCAAAAAGCCAGAGGUGGAAAUGAAAACUCCAGAGAUUCAAGUUGAUGUGAAAGAUUCCGUAGGCUCCCCCUCAAGAUUCAAAAUGCCAACUUUAAAAUUCCCUACAUUUGGAGCAGCUUCUCCAAAUGUCACAAUAGAGGUACCUGAUUUGGACAAGAACAUCAAGGUUCAUGGAACUGAAAUACCUGAACCCAAGCUGACAAUAUCAGCUUUUAACAUCGAAAAGCCAAGUGUUGACCUUAAAGGUCCAUCUAUAGAUGUAAAUCGUAAAAAAAAUGAAAACGUCACUUUACCAGAGGUCAAAAUGAAGGUCCAACCACCAAGCAUUGAACUCAAAGUGCCUUCUGGCGAAGUUGAAAUGCCUGAGGGAGCUGCUACAGAAAUGGAUGUAAAAAUGAAAAAGCCCAGGAUGUCAUUUGGAUGGUUUUCAAAACCAGAAGCGAAAGCACCCGAGGUUGAUAUCAGUCUUACAAACGUGGACAUUUCGCUUCCAGAAGGAAAGGUGGAGGUCAAAGAGCCAGACGUAGAAAUGAAAUCUCCAGAUGUUCAAAUUGAAAUGAAACAUGAUAUUGAGCUUGAGGGUCAAGGAAGUCAAUUUAAAUUACCAAAAUUUGGACUCUCGUUGCCGAGAGUUAAAGGUCCUGAAAUUGGCUUAAGUCUGUCAAAGACAGAUGUAGAUGUCGACUUUCCAGAGGGAAGAGCAGACCUUCAACUACCUGAUGUGGAAGUCGGAGUGCCCUCUGUUGAAGUUGAAAUACCAGAAGCAGGUUCUAAAGAUGUUGAUGUGAAAAUGAGAAAGCCAAGAAUGUCAUUCCCCAAAUUUGGAUUUUCAAAACCUGAAGUGAAAGCACCAGAGGUUGAUAUCAGUCUUCCAGAGGUGGAUAUUUCUCAUCCAGAGGGAAAGUUGGAGGUCAAAGAGCCAGAGGUGGAAAUGAAAACUCCAGAGAUUCAAGUUGAUGUGAAAGAUUCCGUAGGCUCCCCCUCAAGAUUCAAAAUGCCAACUUUAAAAUUCCCUAAAUUUGGAGCAGCUUCUCCAAAUGUCACAAUAGAGGUACCUGAUUUGGACAAGAACAUCAAGGUUCAUGGAACUGAAAUACCUGAACCCAAGCUGACAAUAUCAGCUUUUAACAUCGAAAAGCCAAGUGUUGACCUUAAAGGUCCAUCUAUAGAUGUCAAUCGUAAAAAAAAUGAAAACGUCACUUUACCAGAGGUCAAAAUGAAGGUCCAACCACCAAGCAUUGAACUCAAAGUGCCUUCUGGCGAAGUUGAAAUGCCUGAGGGAGCUGCUACAGAAAUGGAUGUAAAAAUGAAAAAGCCCAGGAUGUCAUUUGGAUGGUUUUCAAAACCAGAAGCGAAAGCACCCGAGGUUGAUAUCAGUCUUACAAACGUGGACAUUUCGCUUCCAGAAGGAAAGGUGGAGGUCAAAGAGCCAGACGUAGAAAUGAAAUCUCCAGAUGUUCAAAUUGAAAUGAAACAUGAUAUUGAGCUUGAGGGUCAAGGAAGUCAAUUUAAAUUACCAAAAUUUGGACUCUCGUUGCCGAGAGUUAAAGGUCCUAAAAUUGGCUUAAGUCUGUCAAAGACAGAUGUAGAUGUCGACUUUCCAGAGGGAAGAGCAGACCUCCAACUACCUGAUGUGGAAGUCGGAGUGCCCUCUGUUGAAGUUGAAAUACCAGAAGAAGGUUCUAAAGAUAUUGAUGUGAAAAUGAGAAAGCCAAGAAUGUCAUUCCCCAAAUUUGGAUUUUCAAAACCUGAAGUGAAAGCACCAGAGGUUGAUAUCAGUCUUCCAGAGGUGGAUAUUUCUCUUCCAGAGGGAAAGUUGGAGGUCAAAGAGCCAGAGGUGGAAAUGAAAACUCCAGAGAUUCAAGUUGAUGUGAAAGAUACCGUAGGCUCCCCCUCAAGAUUCAAAAUGCCAACUUUAAAAUUCCCUACAUUUGGAGCAGCUUCUCCAAAUGUCACAAUAGAGGUACCUGAUUUGGACAAGAACAUCAAGGUUCAUGGAACUGAAAUACCUGAACCCAAGCUGACAAUAUCAGCUUUUAACAUCGAAAAGCCAAGUGUUGACCUUAAAGGUCCAUCUAUAGAUGUAAAUCGUAAAAAAAAUGAAAACGUCACUUUACCAGAGGUCAAAAUGAAGGUCCAACCACCAAGCAUUGAACUCAAAGUGCCUUCUGGCGAAGUUGAAAUGCCUGAGGGAGCUGCUACAGAAAUGGAUGUAAAAAUGAAAAAGCCCAGGAUGUCAUUUGGAUGGUUUUCAAAACCAGAAGCGAAAGCACCCGAGGUUGAUAUCAGUCUUACAAACGUGGACAUUUCGCUUCCAGAAGGAAAGGUGGAGGUCAAAGAGCCAGACGUAGAAAUGAAAUCUCCAGAUGUUCAAAUUGAAAUGAAACAUGAUAUUGAGCUUGAGGGUCAAGGAAGUCAAUUUAAAUUACCAAAAUUUGGACUCUCGUUGCCGAGAGUUAAAGGUCCUGAAAUUGGCUUAAGUCUGUCAAAGACAGAUGUAGAUGUCGACUUUCCAGAGGGAAGAGCAGACCUUCAACUACCUGAUGUGGAAGUCGGAGUGCCCUCUGUUGAAGUUGAAAUACCAGAAGCAGGUUCUAAAGAUAUUGAUGUGAAAAUGAGAAAGCCAAGAAUGUCAUUCCCCAAAUUUGGAUUUUCAAAACCUGAAGUGAAAGCACCAGAGGUUGAUAUCAGUCUUCCAGAGGUGGAUAUUUCUCUUCCAGAGGGAAAGUUGGAGGUCAAAGAGCCAGAGGUGGAAAUGAAAACUCCAGAGAUUCAAGUUGAUGUGAAAGAUUCCGUAGGCUCCCCCUCAAGAUUCAAAAUGCCAACUUUAAAAUUCCCUACAUUUGGAGCAGCUUCUCCAAAUGUCACAAUAGAGGUACCUGAUUUGGACAAGAACAUCAAGGUUCAUGGAACUGAAAUACCUGAACCCAAGCUGACAAUAUCAGCUUUUAACAUCGAAAAGCCAAGUGUUGACCUUAAAGGUCCAUCUAUAGAUGUCAAUCGUAAAAAAAAUGAAAACGUCACUUUACCAGAGGUCAAAAUGAAGGUCCAACCACCAAGCAUUGAACUCAAAGUGCCUUCUGGCGAAGUUGAAAUGCCUGAGGGAGCUGCUACAGAAAUGGAUGUAAAAAUGAAAAAGCCCAGGAUGUCAUUUGGAUGGUUUUCAAAACCAGAAGCGAAAGCACCCGAGGUUGAUAUCAGUCUUACAAACGUGGACAUUUCGCUUCCAGAAGGAAAGGUGGAGGUCAAAGAGCCAGACGUAGAAAUGAAAUCUCCAGAUGUUCAAAUUGAAAUGAAACAUGAUAUUGAGCUUGAGGGUCAAGGAAGUCAAUUUAAAUUACCAAAAUUUGGACUCUCGUUGCCGAGAGUUAAAGGUCCUGAAAUUGGCUUAAGUCUGUCAAAGACAGAUGUAGAUGUCGACUUUCCAGAGGGAAGAGCAGACCUUCAACUACCUGAUGUGGAAGUCGGAGUGCCCUCUGUUGAAGUUGAAAUACCAGAAGCAGGUUCUAAAGAUGUUGAUGUGAAAAUGAGAAAGCCAAGAAUGUCAUUCCCCAAAUUUGGAUUUUCAAAACCUGAAGUGAAAGCACCAGAGGUUGAUAUCAGUCUUCCAGAGGUGGAUAUUUCUCAUCCAGAGGGAAAGUUGGAGGUCAAAGAGCCAGAGGUGGAAAUGAAAACUCCAGAGAUUCAAGUUGAUGUGAAAGAUUCCGUAGGCUCCCCCUCAAGAUUCAAAAUGCCAACUUUAAAAUUCCCUAAAUUUGGAGCAGCUUCUCCAAAUGUCACAAUAGAGGUACCUGAUUUGGACAAGAACAUCAAGGUUCAUGGAACUGAAAUACCUGAACCCAAGCUGACAAUAUCAGCUUUUAACAUCGAAAAGCCAAGUGUUGACCUUAAAGGUCCAUCUAUAGAUGUCAAUCGUAAAAAAAAUGAAAACGUCACUUUACCAGAGGUCAAAAUGAAGGUCCAACCACCAAGCAUUGAACUCAAAGUGCCUUCUGGCGAAGUUGAAAUGCCUGAGGGAGCUGCUACAGAAAUGGAUGUAAAAAUGAAAAAGCCCAGGAUGUCAUUUGGAUGGUUUUCAAAACCAGAAGCGAAAGCACCCGAGGUUGAUAUCAGUCUUACAAACGUGGACAUUUCGCUUCCAGAAGGAAAGGUGGAGGUCAAAGAGCCAGACGUAGAAAUGAAAUCUCCAGAUGUUCAAAUUGAAAUGAAACAUGAUAUUGAGCUUGAGGGUCAAGGAAGUCAAUUUAAAUUACCAAAAUUUGGACUCUCGUUGCCGAGAGUUAAAGGUCCUAAAAUUGGCUUAAGUCUGUCAAAGACAGAUGUAGAUGUCGACUUUCCAGAGGGAAGAGCAGACCUCCAACUACCUGAUGUGGAAGUCGGAGUGCCCUCUGUUGAAGUUGAAAUACCAGAAGAAGGUUCUAAAGAUAUUGAUGUGAAAAUGAGAAAGCCAAGAAUGUCAUUCCCCAAAUUUGGAUUUUCAAAACCUGAAGUGAAAGCACCAGAGGUUGAUAUCAGUCUUCCAGAGGUGGAUAUUUCUCUUCCAGAGGGAAAGUUGGAGGUCAAAGAGCCAGAGGUGGAAAUGAAAACUCCAGAGAUUCAAGUUGAUGUGAAAGAUACCGUAGGCUCCCCCUCAAGAUUCAAAAUGCCAACUUUAAAAUUCCCUACAUUUGGAGCAGCUUCUCCAAAUGUCACAAUAGAGGUACCUGAUUUGGACAAGAACAUCAAGGUUCAUGGAACUGAAAUACCUGAACCCAAGCUGACAAUAUCAGCUUUUAACAUCGAAAAGCCAAGUGUUGACCUUAAAGGUCCAUCUAUAGAUGUAAAUCGUAAAAAAAAUGAAAACGUCACUUUACCAGAGGUCAAAAUGAAGGUCCAACCACCAAGCAUUGAACUCAAAGUGCCUUCUGGCGAAGUUGAAAUGCCUGAGGGAGCUGCUACAGAAAUGGAUGUAAAAAUGAAAAAGCCCAGGAUGUCAUUUGGAUGGUUUUCAAAACCAGAAGCGAAAGCACCCGAGGUUGAUAUCAGUCUUACAAACGUGGACAUUUCGCUUCCAGAAGGAAAGGUGGAGGUCAAAGAGCCAGACGUAGAAAUGAAAUCUCCAGAUGUUCAAAUUGAAAUGAAACAUGAUAUUGAGCUUGAGGGUCAAGGAAGUCAAUUUAAAUUACCAAAAUUUGGACUCUCGUUGCCGAGAGUUAAAGGUCCUGAAAUUGGCUUAAGUCUGUCAAAGACAGAUGUAGAUGUCGACUUUCCAGAGGGAAGAGCAGACCUUCAACUACCUGAUGUGGAAGUCGGAGUGCCCUCUGUUGAAGUUGAAAUACCAGAAGCAGGUUCUAAAGAUAUUGAUGUGAAAAUGAGAAAGCCAAGAAUGUCAUUCCCCAAAUUUGGAUUUUCAAAACCUGAAGUGAAAGCACCAGAGGUUGAUAUCAGUCUUCCAGAGGUGGAUAUUUCUCAUCCAGAGGGAAAGUUGGAGGUCAAAGAGCCAGAGGUGGAAAUGAAAACUCCAGAGAUUCAAGUUGAUGUGAAAGAUUCCGUAGGCUCCCCCUCAAGAUUCAAAAUGCCAACUUUAAAAUUCCCUACAUUUGGAGCAGCUUCUCCAAAUGUCACAAUAGAGGUACCUGAUUUGGACAAGAACAUCAAGGUUCAUGGAACUGAAAUACCUGAACCCAAGCUGACAAUAUCAGCUUUUAACAUCGAAAAGCCAAGUGUUGACCUUAAAGGUCCAUCUAUAGAUGUCAAUCGUAAAAAAAAUGAAAACGUCACUUUACCAGAGGUCAAAAUGAAGGUCCAACCACCAAGCAUUGAACUCAAAGUGCCUUCUGGCGAAGUUGAAAUGCCUGAGGGAGCUGCUACAGAAAUGGAUGUAAAAAUGAAAAAGCCCAGGAUGUCAUUUGGAUGGUUUUCAAAACCAGAAGCGAAAGCACCCGAGGUUGAUAUCAGUCUUACAAACGUGGACAUUUCGCUUCCAGAAGGAAAGGUGGAGGUCAAAGAGCCAGACGUAGAAAUGAAAUCUCCAGAUGUUCAAAUUGAAAUGAAACAUGAUAUUGAGCUUGAGGGUCAAGGAAGUCAAUUUAAAUUACCAAAAUUUGGACUCUCGUUGCCGAGAGUUAAAGGUCCUGAAAUUGGCUUAAGUCUGUCAAAGACAGAUGUAGAUGUCGACUUUCCAGAGGGAAGAGCAGACCUUCAACUACCUGAUGUGGAAGUCGGAGUGCCCUCUGUUGAAGUUGAAAUACCAGAAGCAGGUUCUAAAGAUGUUGAUGUGAAAAUGAGAAAGCCAAGAAUGUCAUUCCCCAAAUUUGGAUUUUCAAAACCUGAAGUGAAAGCACCAGAGGUUGAUAUCAGUCUUCCAGAGGUGGAUAUUUCUCAUCCAGAGGGAAAGUUGGAGGUCAAAGAGCCAGAGGUGGAAAUGAAAACUCCAGAGAUUCAAGUUGAUGUGAAAGAUUCCGUAGGCUCCCCCUCAAGAUUCAAAAUGCCAACUUUAAAAUUCCCUAAAUUUGGAGCAGCUUCUCCAAAUGUCACAAUAGAGGUACCUGAUUUGGACAAGAACAUCAAGGUUCAUGGAACUGAAAUACCUGAACCCAAGCUGACAAUAUCAGCUUUUAACAUCGAAAAGCCAAGUGUUGACCUUAAAGGUCCAUCUAUAGAUGUCAAUCGUAAAAAAAAUGAAAACGUCACUUUACCAGAGGUCAAAUUGAAGGUCCAACCACCAAGCAUUGAACUCAAAGUGCCUUCUGGCGAAGUUGAAAUGCCUGAGGGAGCUGCUACAGAAAUGGAUGUAAAAAUGAAAAAGCCCAGGAUGUCAUUUGGAUGGUUUUCAAAACCAGAAGCGAAAGCACCCGAGGUUGAUAUCAGUCUUACAAACGUGGACAUUUCGCUUCCAGAAGGAAAGGUGGAGGUCAAAGAGCCAGACGUAGAAAUGAAAUCUCCAGAUGUUCAAAUUGAAAUGAAACAUGAUAUUGAGCUUGAGGGUCAAGGAAGUCAAUUUAAAUUACCAAAAUUUGGACUCUCGUUGCCGAGAGUUAAAGGUCCUGAAAUUGGCUUAAGUCUGUCAAAGACAGAUGUAGAUGUCGACUUUCCAGAGGGAAGAGCAGACCUUCAACUACCUGAUGUGGAAGUCGGAGUGCCCUCUGUUGAAGUUGAAAUACCAGAAGCAGGUUCUAAAGAUAUUGAUGUGAAAAUGAGAAAGCCAAGAAUGUCAUUCCCCAAAUUUGGAUUUUCAAAACCUGAAGUGAAAGCACCAGAGGUUGAUAUCAGUCUUCCAGAGGUGGAUAUUUCUCAUCCAGAGGGAAAGUUGGAGGUCAAAGAGCCAGAGGUGGAAAUGAAAACUCCAGAGAUUCAAGUUGAUGUGAAAGAUUCCGUAGGCUCCCCCUCAAGAUUCAAAAUGCCAACUUUAAAAUUCCCUACAUUUGGAGCAGCUUCUCCAAAUGUCACAAUAGAGGUACCUGAUUUGGACAAGAACAUCAAGGUUCAUGGAACUGAAAUACCUGAACCCAAGCUGACAAUAUCAGCUUUUAACAUCGAAAAGCCAAGUGUUGACCUUAAAGGUCCAUCUAUAGAUGUCAAUCGUAAAAAAAAUGAAAACGUCACUUUACCAGAGGUCAAAAUGAAGGUCCAACCACCAAGCAUUGAACUCAAAGUGCCUUCUGGCGAAGUUGAAAUGCCUGAGGGAGCUGCUACAGAAAUGGAUGUAAAAAUGAAAAAGCCCAGGAUGUCAUUUGGAUGGUUUUCAAAACCAGAAGCGAAAGCACCCGAGGUUGAUAUCAGUCUUACAAACGUGGACAUUUCGCUUCCAGAAGGAAAGGUGGAGGUCAAAGAGCCAGACGUAGAAAUGAAAUCUCCAGAUGUUCAAAUUGAAAUGAAACAUGAUAUUGAGCUUGAGGGUCAAGGAAGUCAAUUUAAAUUACCAAAAUUUGGACUCUCGUUGCCGAGAGUUAAAGGUCCUGAAAUUGGCUUAAGUCUGUCAAAGACAGAUGUAGAUGUCGACUUUCCAGAGGGAAGAGCAGACCUUCAACUACCUGAUGUGGAAGUCGGAGUGCCCUCUGUUGAAGUUGAAAUACCAGAAGCAGGUUCUAAAGAUGUUGAUGUGAAAAUGAGAAAGCCAAGAAUGUCAUUCCCCAAAUUUGGAUUUUCAAAACCUGAAGUGAAAGCACCAGAGGUUGAUAUCAGUCUUCCAGAGGUGGAUAUUUCUCAUCCAGAGGGAAAGUUGGAGGUCAAAGAGCCAGAGGUGGAAAUGAAAACUCCAGAGAUUCAAGUUGAUGUGAAAGAUUCCGUAGGCUCCCCCUCAAGAUUCAAAAUGCCAACUUUAAAAUUCCCUAAAUUUGGAGCAGCUUCUCCAAAUGUCACAAUAGAGGUACCUGAUUUGGACAAGAACAUCAAGGUUCAUGGAACUGAAAUACCUGAACCCAAGCUGACAAUAUCAGCUUUUAACAUCGAAAAGCCAAGUGUUGACCUUAAAGGUCCAUCUAUAGAUGUCAAUCGUAAAAAAAAUGAAAACGUCACUUUACCAGAGGUCAAAUUGAAGGUCCAACCACCAAGCAUUGAACUCAAAGUGCCUUCUGGCGAAGUUGAAAUGCCUGAGGGAGCUGCUACAGAAAUGGAUGUAAAAAUGAAAAAGCCCAGGAUGUCAUUUGGAUGGUUUUCAAAACCAGAAGCGAAAGCACCCGAGGUUGAUAUCAGUCUUACAAACGUGGACAUUUCGCUUCCAGAAGGAAAGGUGGAGGUCAAAGAGCCAGACGUAGAAAUGAAAUCUCCAGAUGUUCAAAUUGAAAUGAAACAUGAUAUUGAGCUUGAGGGUCAAGGAAGUCAAUUUAAAUUACCAAAAUUUGGACUCUCGUUGCCGAGAGUUAAAGGUCCUGAUAUUGGCUUAAGUCUGUCAAAGACAGAUGUAGAUGUCGACUUUCCAGAGGGAAGAGCAGACCUCCAACUACCUGAUGUGGAAGUCGGAGUGCCCUCUGUUGAAGUUGAAAUACCAGAAGCAGGUUCUAAAGAUACUGAUGUGAAAAUGAGAAAGCCAAGAAUGUCAUUCCCCAAAUUUGGAUUUUCAAAACCUGAAGUGAAAGCACCAGAGGUUGAUAUCAGUCUUCCAGAGGUGGAUAUUUCUCUUCCAGAGGGAAAGUUGGAGGUCAAAGAGCCAGAGGUGGAAAUGAAAACUCCAGAGAUUCAAGUUGAUGUGAAAGAUACCGUAGGCUCCCCCUCAAGAUUCAAAAUGCCAACUUUAAAAUUCCCUAAAUUUGGAGCAGCUUCUCCAAAUGUCACAAUAGAGGUACCUGAUUUGGACAAGAACAUCAAGGUUCAUGGAACUGAAAUACCUGAACCCAAGCUGACAAUAUCAGCUUUUAACAUCGAAAAGCCAAGUGUUGACCUUAAAGGUCCAUCUAUAGAUGUCAAUCGUAAAAAAAAUGAAAACGUCACUUUACCAGAGGUCAAAAUGAAGGUCCAACCACCAAGCAUUGAACUCAAAGUGCCUUCUGGCGAAGUUGAAAUGCCUGAGGGAGCUGCUACAGAAAUGGAUGUAAAAAUGAAAAAGCCCAGGAUGUCAUUUGGAUGGUUUUCAAAACCAGAAGCGAAAGCACCCGAGGUUGAUAUCAGUCUUACAAACGUGGACAUUUCGCUUCCAGAAGGAAAGGUGGAGGUCAAAGAGCCAGACGUAGAAAUGAAAUCUCCAGAUGUUCAAAUUGAAAUGAAACAUGAUAUUGAGCUUGAGGGUCAAGGAAGUCAAUUUAAAUUACCAAAAUUUGGACUCUCGUUGCCGAGAGUUAAAGGUCCUAAAAUUGGCUUAAGUCUGUCAAAGACAGAUGUAGAUGUCGACUUUCCAGAGGGAAGAGCAGACCUCCAACUACCUGAUGUGGAAGUCGGAGUGCCCUCUGUUGAAGUUGAAAUACCAGAAGCAGGUUCUAAAGAUAUUGAUGUGAAAAUGAGAAAGCCAAGAAUGUCAUUCCCCAAAUUUGGAUUUUCAAAACCUGAAGUGAAAGCACCAGAGGUUGAUAUCAGUCUUCCAGAGGUGGAUAUUUCUCAUCCAGAGGGAAAGUUGGAGGUCAAAGAGCCAGAGGUGGAAAUGAAAACUCCAGAGAUUCAAGUUGAUGUGAAAGAUACCGUAGGCUCCCCCUCAAGAUUCAAAAUGCCAACUUUAAAAUUCCCUACAUUUGGAGCAGCUUCUCCAAAUGUCACAAUAGAGGUACCUGAUUUGGACAAGGACAUCAAGGUUCAUGGAACUGAAAUACCUGAUCCCAAGCUGACAAAAUUAGCAUUUAACAUCGAAAAGCCAAGUGUUGACCUUAAAGGUCCAUCUAUAGAUUUCAAUCGUAAAAGAAAUGACAAUGUCACUUUACCAAAGGUCCUGAUGAACGUCCAACCACCAAGCAUUGAACUCAAAGUGCCUUCUGGUGAAGUUGAAAUGCCUGAGGCAGCUGCUACAGAAAUGGAUGUAAAAAUGAAAAAGCCCAGGAAGUCAUUUGGAUGGUUUUCAAAACCAGAUGUGAAAGCACUUGAGGUAGAUGUCAGUCUUACUAAGGUGGAUUUGUCUCUACCUGAAGGAAAGGUGGUCAAAGAGUCAUAUGUAGAAAUGAAAGCUCCAGAGAGUCAAGUUGAAUUGAAAAAGGAAGGUUUUUCAGUUGAUGGAAAACUACAAACACAAAACAUAGAGGAUCAAAUAAUUGAAAUGGGGGUGAAGAAACCGCUGAUAACCUUUCCAAAAAUAGUUUUUUCAAGAUCUGAAAUUACGGCUCCUGAGACUGUUAUGAUUCCUCCAAAUGUAGACAUUUCACUCCCAGAGGGAAAAGAGUUCAAAGUGCCUGAAGUGAAAAUUGAAGCUCCAGAGAUUGAAGUUGACGUAAAAGAAGUUGUUGGCUCCCCCUCAAGAUUCAAAAUGCCAACAUUCAAAUUGCCUACAUUUGGUUCAACUUCAAAGGUGGCAGUAGUUGUCUCUGAUAAAGAGAAGGUUAUUGAAGUGCCUGGUGUAGAAAUUCUAGAUCAAGUACUAGGAGCUUCCUUUCCAGUUGAUUUGACAGAACCCAUGGAUACAGUUGACAUUAAAGGAUGUAGUGAAGUUCAUCUAUAUGUUGCUGGAUCUGAAGGGCCCUCAGUUGAAGAAGGAAUGACAAUAGCUGAUGUGGAUGUUCAUGGUGUUGACAGUUCAGAACUGACAAUUGAUGAUAAAAGCCAUGGCUUACCCAGCAAAGGUCAAGGCUCACCAAGUAAAUUCAAACUUCCAACCUUCAAAAUGCCCAAAUUGAGCAUUUCAAAAUCCAAACCUCAGAAUGAACAUGAACAUGAUGAUAUAAGUCCAAAUAUUAUUUUGGAGAAUAACGAAAUUCAUGUGGAACCACAAGGACCAGCGAUUUCACCAAAGUUGACAUUGACAACAUUCGGGGAUGUAUUAAGAAGCAUUGAUGUUGAAUUUUAUGUCCCUGCAUUAGAGGAAGUUGAGGAAAAGCUCACAGGCUCAAGGGAAGGACUCAGUGCUGAAACCCAGUCUAUCCAAGAAGAGGAAGAAGCAAAAGAAAAAUCCAAAUUUGUUUGGUUUAAGUUUCCUACAUUUGGACUAUCUUCUCCUUCAGAAUCUGCCAAAAUUUUAGAAAAAGAUACAUCUGAGAAAGAAGCAAGUGAGAACAGCCCUGCAGGUGACUCUGUGGAACAAGACUCCAGCUUGACCUUCUCAGUGCGGUCAUCGGAUGCUUUUGCAGAUAUCAGUUCUACCGUCACAAGCGAACAAGUUGCUCCAUCAUUGGCCUCUCCAACCAAAGUCACAGUGAAAUACUCUGACCCUAUUGCCACUGAGAUACAAGGUAAUAUCAUUACCUCCACAGCAAGGACAAAAAUGAUCUCUUUUGAACCCUACUUGGCAGAGAAGGUCACCAUUCCAAUGUCCUCUGGAGCUUCCUCCUCAUCAGUGGACACCCUAAAACUGGCGUCUGGUACACAUGUCAUCACAUCCAAUAUACAAGCAAUACCAGACACACAGAAAGCCACGCUCUUAACAGAUUUUGGAUUGCAGACAGGGACCGCCGGAGCUUCCUCUGCAUCUUGGUCAGUGGACGACACCAACAAAACACAGAGUGAUGGGCAAACAGUUAUUGAGAGGCAUGUAAUUAGGGAAAUGUCAGGCACUGACAAGGAAACGGUUGUCAUAACUCGAAGAGUUACACAUGUGUUUGGGGCUGAGCCCAUCUCAGAUGAAACCGCCUCAUCUAUCAAACAGAUGAAAGAAACUAUGCAUUCUGAAAAAAUGAAAUUCUUCGAUGGGGCUCAAUUGGAGUGACUUGGAGGAAUAUGAUAAAUCCCUCAAUUGAGAAGUAAUAUCAGUCAUAUUAUUAUUGUGCUCUUAAUAAUUAAUUGUGCUUUAAUUUAUGACAGAGUUUUAAUAUAUACAGUUAAAUGUUUUGAUUGUUUACUUAGUACACAAUAAAUAUAAAUAUACACAAGUUUGUGUACAUGCCCAUGAUACAGGAAGGGAUAUUUGCUGUUUUAACACAUCUCUGCAGGUUGUCCUGCUGUACAUAUAAUGGAGAGAAACUUGUUAAUCCACUGCCAUAUACAUUGAUAAAUUACCUCCGAUUUCUGCUCUUUAUUCCACUUCUGGGCAGCAAUAUAUAAAUAUAAGGUAUCAAUGAUUAUGACUCUGAAAAUAUGUUUACAAUUAUUUCACUGUAAAACCAUACAAAAUACUUAAUGAGUACGUAGUGAUAUAAAUACAAACCAUGCAACAUUAAUAGAACAAAAACACAGAACACAUAAGGAAGAAUGGCAAUCUGAACACUUAUUACCAUGAAAUAAAUAUAUGUUGCUAAAAUGUAAUGCUUGUAAUCAUAGUAAAAAAGAAAGAAAAAUAUAUAUUGAUGCAACUAUAUUUUGAUUAGAAUUAUGCAUAGAUUUAAUUUUCCAUAAUGUAUACUGUACCUAACAAAAACAUUUCUGGAUUUGUGUAUAGUUGGAAAAUUGUAUAUACAGUGCCUUGCGAAAGUAUUCGGCCCCCUUGAACUUUGCGACCUUUUGCCACAUUUCAGGCUUCAAAC
Molecule: messenger RNA, 16366 nt
Organism: Oncorhynchus mykiss (rainbow trout)
Lineage: Eukaryota; Metazoa; Chordata; Actinopteri; Salmoniformes; Salmonidae
Biological process (GO): regulation of RNA splicing
Cellular component (GO): cytoplasm; nucleus; costamere
Molecular function (GO): protein binding
Source: RefSeq, a predicted model, not a curated record